CCCCCGAGCCCGGUGUUUAUAACCUGGGAUGCGCCACGCAACCGGCCCUGCUCUGCCGCCCGCCACCGCCGCCUGGGCCACGAGUGGUUCACCGAGCCGUGAGGUCAGAUUCCAGAAGCCGGGAACCCACACGUCCCAUCCAAGGCGACAUGUCCAGCAAAGGCUCCGUGGUCCUGGCCUACAGCGGCGGCCUGGAUACCUCCUGCAUCCUCGUGUGGCUGAAGGAGCAAGGCUAUGACGUCAUCGCCUACCUGGCCAACAUUGGUCAGAAGGAAGACUUCGAGGAAGCCAGGAAGAAGGCGCUGAAGCUCGGGGCCAAAAAGGUGUUCAUCGAGGACGUCAGCAAGGAGUUUGUGGAAGAGUUCAUCUGGCCCGCCAUCCAAUCCAGCGCGCUGUACGAGGACCGCUACCUCCUGGGCACCUCUCUCGCCAGGCCCUGCAUCGCCCGGAAACAAGUGGAGAUCGCCCAGCGAGAGGGAGCCAAGUAUGUGUCUCACGGUGCCACGGGAAAGGGAAAUGACCAGGUCCGGUUUGAGCUCACCUGCUACUCGCUGGCCCCUCAGAUUAAGGUAAGAUAUUGCUCCCUGGAGGAGGCGGGAAUCGCCUACUUCCAGCCGCCUCACUCCCGCCCCCGUGUCACUUCUUACCUGCAGCAACACGGAAUCCCCAUCCCGGUCACCCCCAAGAACCCAUGGAGCAUGGACGAGAACCUCAUGCACAUCAGCUACGAGGCUGGAAUCCUGGAGAACCCCAAGAACCAAGCGCCUCCGGGCCUCUACACAAAGACCCAGGACCCCGCCAAAGCCCCCAACAGCCCUGACAUCCUGGAGAUCGAGUUCAAGAAAGGGGUCCCCGUGAAGGUGACCAACGUCAAGGACGGCAUCACCCACCGCACGUCCCUGGAGCUCUUCAUGUACCUGAACGAAGUCGCGGGCAAGCACGGCGUGGGCCGCAUCGACAUCGUGGAGAACCGCUUCAUCGGGAUGAAGUCCCGAGGUAUCUACGAGACCCCAGCGGGGACGAUCCUUUACCACGCUCAUUUAGACAUUGAGGCCUUCACCAUGGAUCGCGAAGUGCGCAAAAUCAAACAGAGCCUGGGCUUGAAAUUCGCCGAGCUGGUGUACACGGGCUUCUGGCACAGCCCUGAGUGUGAGUUUGUCCGCCACUGCAUCGCCAAGUCCCAGGAGCGCGUGGAAGGGAAAGUGCAGGUGUCUGUCUUCAAGGGCCAAGUGUACAUCCUCAGCCGGGAGUCCCCGCUGUCCCUCUACAAUGAGGAGCUGGUGAGCAUGAACGUGCAGGGCGACUAUGAGCCAAUUGAUGCCACCGGCUUCAUCAAUAUCAACUCCCUCAGGCUGAGGGAAUAUCAUCGCCUCCAGAGCAAGGUCACUGCCAAAUAGACCGGUUGACAAUGAGGAGCUGGGCCUCCUCGUUUGCCCAUCUCCCAAGUACAGGCGCUAAUUGUUGUGAUAAUUUGUAAUUGUGACUUGUUCUCCCCGGCUGGCAGCCUGGUGGGGGUGCCAGCCCCCAGCUUUGUUCCCGGCUCCCCUGCAGCCUGUGGAAGUGGGCAUGGAAGGGAAGGGGGGCGUGCCUGCACUGUGGAGAUGUAAAAUGACAAUUAAAAAAAGAUACAUUA
Hyaena hyaena (striped hyena) is the source of this 1633-nucleotide messenger RNA. It is a transcript of the gene ASS1, whose product is annotated as argininosuccinate synthase 1. The record is from RefSeq and is a predicted model, not a curated record. Bases 150 to 1397 code for a protein of 415 amino acids. Lineage: Eukaryota; Metazoa; Chordata; Mammalia; Carnivora; Hyaenidae. The transcript is spliced from 16 exons. Gene Ontology annotation, cellular component: cytoplasm. Gene Ontology annotation, biological process: urea cycle; L-arginine biosynthetic process. Gene Ontology annotation, molecular function: ATP binding; argininosuccinate synthase activity.